Messenger RNA from Epinephelus moara (kelp grouper), 4471 nucleotides. It is a transcript of the gene metap1, whose product is annotated as methionyl aminopeptidase 1. Gene Ontology annotation, biological process: proteolysis. The transcript is spliced from 11 exons. Lineage: Eukaryota; Metazoa; Chordata; Actinopteri; Perciformes; Serranidae. The record is from RefSeq and is a predicted model, not a curated record. Gene Ontology annotation, molecular function: metalloaminopeptidase activity. Bases 42 to 1205 code for a protein of 387 amino acids.
GGCUGCUUCUCCGCGACUCCACCCCUCCUGCAGACGAAGGCAUGGCGAGCACCGAGGCUAGAAGGGAGUGUGAGACGGAGGGCUGCAACAAGGACGCCAAACUUCAGUGCCCAACAUGUAUCAAGCUUGGUAUUCAAGGCUCCUAUUUCUGUUCACAGGAAUGUUUCAAAGGGAGCUGGGUGUCUCACAAGUUGCUGCACAAAAAAGCAAAGGAGGACAAGAACCUGAAUGAGUCUAAGAACUGUGUGGAGAAGGACAUCAACACAGACCCAUGGCCAGGCUACCGCUACACAGGAAAACUACACCCUCACUACCCACUGACUCCCAUGAGGCCCAUUCCCGGUGACAUCCAAAGACCUGACUAUGCUGAUCAUCCCCGAGGGAUAUCUGAGUCAGAGCAGUUUCUGAAGGGGACGUCACAGAUCAAGAUCCUGUGUCCUGAGGACAUUGAGGGCAUGAGAGUGGUGUGCAAGCUGGCACGAGAAGUCCUGGACAUCGCAGCGGAGAUGGUGAAACCUGGUGUCACAACAGAAGAAAUCGACCAUGCUGUACAUCUGGCCUGCAUAGCAAGGAACUGCUACCCCUCCCCUCUCAACUACUACAACUUCCCCAAAUCCUGCUGCACAUCUGUCAAUGAAGUCAUCUGCCAUGGCAUCCCAGACAGAAGACCAUUACAAGAAGGAGAUAUCCUUAAUGUGGACAUCACCGUUUACCACAGCGGUUUCCAUGGUGACCUCAAUGAAACCUUCUACGUCGGCGAGGUGGAUGAAGAAGCAAAGAAACUGGUUCAGACCACAUAUGAAUGCCUUAUGCAAGCCAUCGACUCAGUGAAGCCUGGCAUACGCUACAGAGAAUUAGGUAACAUCAUUCAGAAGCACGCUCAGGCCAACGGCUUCUCUGUGGUGCGGAGCUACUGUGGCCACGGUAUCCAUAGACUUUUCCACACUGCUCCCAAUGUGCCACAUUAUGCCAAAAACAAAGCAGUUGGAGUUAUGAAGCCUGGCCACGUGUUCACCAUUGAACCCAUGAUAUGUGAAGGUGGCUGGCAAGACGAGACAUGGCCUGAUGGCUGGACGGCGGUGACCAGAGAUGGGAAGCGCUCAGCUCAGUUCGAACACACCCUGCUGGUGACGGAGACCGGCUGCGAGAUCCUCACCCGCCGCCUGGAGGACAACGGUCGCGCUCAUUUCCUAAACCAAAUGUAGUCCGGACUUGAACGCACUAAGGACUGGACUUUCCAGACACAGACACCCAGCACCUCUGGGCCUCUCACACACACACACACACACACACACACACACACACACACACACACACACACACGUCAAAUGAGGCACCACUGCUAGAGCUCAGUGUAACUGUGGCUCUCGUUGUUCUUCGAAUUAAAUAUCGGUUCCUCAAAGUAAAUGGAAGUACUUGAAUGUGUCUUAUAUCCAACGUGGAUUGCUUUAUUAGUGAAAACUGUGUCCUCUGAAGGAAAUAUGAACGUAUUUAUGAGAUUUGGUUUUGCUUAGUAGUCAAGCUUGACAUCGGGCCUUUUUUGACCUCUGGAUCAUGUGAACCAGAGAUUUUACUGGCUGGCUAGUUGUUGUCUGUGGUGUGUGGAGCUCAGGGCAAAUCCAACUAGUACGCCAUGCUCCGCUUCUUUUUUUCCUCAGCUUCUGCUAACUUAAUCAGACUUCAUGUGAAUAUCCCAGAGAUGGACUGAAAAGACUCAGCAAUACUAGAGACAGUGGAGGGUAUCCUGGAAACGGGGUCAACAAGUCUCACAACCUCAACAACCAGCGACUCACAACAGCAAAUAGAAAACACCAGAGCCAAAAACGUAUUUCAUACAAGUUUAAAUUGAAGGCAACAAAAAUCAUCCACUUGACAGUUUUUAUGCAGACAAAGCAAAGAUUAACGGCAGACACAUUUAAAGAAGUAGUUUGAAAUUUUUGGAAACAUACUGUCACUUUCUUGGCCAAAGUUAGGCAAGAAGAUCAAAACCACUCUCAUUUCUGUCCCUUAGAUAUGAAGCUACAACCAGGAGACAGUUAGCUUAGCAUGAAGACUGGAAGCAAGAAAAACAGCCAGCCUGGCUCCAUUCAGAAUUGGAAAAAAAAUAUAUAACCACCAGCACCUUGAUUAAUCUUGAUUAUUUUUGGUGUGUGUUGCCGAGAGUUGGAGAUGUCGGUCGUAAAGAUGUCUGUCUUCUCUCCAAUAUAAUGGAACUAGAUGGCACUUGGGUUGUGGUGCUCAAAGUGCCAAAAAAUACAUUUGAGAAACUCAACAGCAAUGUCUCUUUCCAGAAAUCAUGACCCAGUUACUCAAGAUAAUCCAAAGACCUUGUGAGCAGUUUCAUGUAGGAACUAUUUUCUUUCUACACCCACCAAUCCUAUCACAGCCUAGAAGGAAGUAUGCAUCUACUGCUACCUCACCUUGCACCACUGAGCUAAUGGUACAGCUCAGACAAAAGGACGCCAUAAAUGUUUACAUCUUGCACUGUCAUGAGCACGAGCCCCUCGUCAAUGAGUAGAUGCACGCUUCCUUCUGUGCAGUGGUACGGUUGCUGGAUGAAGUUUCGUUCCUGCACGAAACUGCUCACAACAAGGUCUGUGGAUUAUCUUGAGUAGUGUUUAUUCCAGUCUUUAUUCUAAUCUGGGCUGAGCUAAACUAACCUCUCUUGACUGCAUCAUCAUAUUUACUUAUGUGUUGAAUUUUGCUCAUCAUCUUACGCAAAAUUAGCAUUUUUCCAAAAUACUGAACUGAUUUCUGUACUGGCUUUGAAAGAAAAAUAGUCAGUAAACAUUUAGUCUAUUGCUUCAUGUCAGCCUAUAAUUAUAGUACCAGAGGUGUGUACUACGAAGCAAGUUUGACACAGCUAGACUUUUGUUGUGUUAGCUGGCUCGUCAAAGCCUCCGAUUAUACCCAUACCUUGCUGUCGGCUCCUUGAAGCGAUAUUGUCUGACUCCCAGAUCUAAUAAACACUGCGGCACCCGGCUUAACGCAACCCGCAUCACCAUGUUUCUUUUUGUCAAAUUUGUCUGACCUAGCAACAGUAACUAAGGGGGGUGGCACUUAGGACUGGAUUAUGUUAUGCUAUGUGCGAUUUUAUAGAAGACUAUAGGCUAUUUUAGAGUGUUGCAAAUAAUCAGGGGGGGACACUACAAACAACAACAACAACAAUAACAACAACCCUGCAAAUAAAACAAAAUGGUGGCACUAAUGUGACAUUGUGGCUUAACAAGUUUGUAUAUAUAAUGUAUUCCUUCAGCUGAGAAUCUGUUAUCACUCAUAGAUUAACGAUUGACUAUGCCCAAAAGAGUUGAUGGUGACGGGAUUUCAAUCUGAAACUUAACCUGCUCCAGACCAGGUUAGGUCAGCAUCGGCACAAGUUACCAUGGCGAUCUAGCCAGUGUAAAAGAGAGCCACCUUCAAAGCAAUCACAUUGCCAAAAUAUUUAGGUUUUUGCCCUUCUUCCAAAAAUGACAAUAUUCCUACUAAGUUGUUUACAUGGCUAAUGAAAAUGUGUAUUCCACUGAUGAUUCUGUUUACAUGCAGCUGUGCGUGCUUUGAUUAAUGUGCCCUAACAUGCUGUUUUACAAAUCAAAAUACAGAACAGUGGAGCUCCUCGAGUUGCUCGUGAUUUUGCUUUUUCCUUUGCUUACUGGUGGCGGACUUGUCCGAUCAUGCAAACAUAGCCUCUUUCCUUCCUGAAAAGAGCAGUGUUGGGAUAUUUGCACAUAUCCAAAAACCUGUCUUUGUCAUGUCAUCUCUAUACUAUCUCUACACUAGCCCUGCAACCUGUUGUAAAACCCCAAUUGAGACGUAUAUCUAAACGGAAUGUGCUGUUUACAUGUCGUGCGUGAAGUUCAGAAUAUUGUCAUAUUUGGAAUAAUAGUGGAUUAUUGGUGUGCAUGUGAAACCAACCAAACUCGCUAACCCACUAAUUUGGCCUCAGAGUACACACCUCUGGUCCGCUAUCACGGUCUUAUUUACCUGCUGAUGUGUCCAGCACAAGCCCUCUACUUCAGUUAUUAUAUCUUGACUGUGGCUAUUAUUAGUGCACACACAGUUUUCCAGUAGAUUACGUCAGCCAUGGUUGCUAGGAGAAUUGUGACGCAACCACAGAGCAUCUCCAUUGAUAUCCAGAAUGAGAAUAACGACAUUGAUCACAAAGUCGUUGAAGUGCUGAGCUUGUUAAUCCUGCUUUAAGGAAUAUUCUUUUGAGUGUCUCAUGUUUCCAAUAGCCCUGGUGUAGCAAAUUGAGCCUUAAUGUGUGAACCUAGGAGUUAAAACUUGCCGGAUAUCUCGAGGCAUGUUAAUUGAUGUUUCCCCUUAUCUUGACAGUCACCGUUUACCUUGACGUGGGGAGUUUCCUGGUGUGAGCAGCAUCCAUUCUUUCUACAUUUUCAGAGGACUAAUGUGAUCACAGUUUCUCUGCCAUCUUUGUAUUUCUUCUAAUGGAGUAAUAAAUGACUCUUCUGUA